AUGCAUUUGAAAACUGGAUUAAUAUUUUUGGUCAUCUGCCUUGCUCUCCAAGUUCAGGGAAGCAGAGAAAUUCCUAAUAAAAUAAACCGUGCUGAAGCCAAACAUCUUGCAGUCACCUCAGGGUCAGACAAAACAGAAAGAACAACAAAGCGGUCCAGGGUAUCAACCAUAAGGAGGAUAUUUGACAUGGCAAAACACCGAACAAAGAGGUCAUCCUUUUUCUCAACUGGUGUGAAAGUUUGCCCACAGGAAUCAGUGAAGCAGAUUUUAGCCAGUCACCAAGCUUACUAUAGAUUAAGAGUCUGCCAGGAAGCUGUGUGGGAAGCCUUCCGUAUUUUUCUGGAUCGGAUUCCUGACACUUCCGAAUAUCAGAACUGGGUUACUGCCUGCCAGAGGGAAACCUUUUGCAUAUUCGACAUUGGCAAAAACUUCAGCAAUUCCCAAGAACACCUGGAAAUAAUUCAACGGCGAGUAAAACAUAGAACCUUCCAGGAAAGGAAGGAUGAAAUAUCAGCAGAGAAAACAGGAGGCAAAAAGGUGGAAGACGUUCCCUCCAUUUCUACAGGCUCUCCUGGCACACCCCUCUCUCCGUAUGCACCUAAUGGCACAAUGCUCAAUGAAAUUUUCAACGACACAAAGAUUCCUGUAAAGGAGCUGGGGACAAAUGCAGUCCCUGAACUGCCUGUGGAGCAAAUGGUGGAAUUCAGUGUCACUCUCACUGAUCAGGAGUACACAGCUGAACUUGGUGACCCCAACUCCCCAGAGUACCAACAACUAGCUGCCAAAUUUCAGCUACAGAUGAAAAAAAUAUUUGAGAAACUUCCAGGAUUCAAAGAAAUCCGCGUGUUAGGAUUCAAACAGAAGAAGGAGAAAGAUGGAUCAAGCAGCACCGUGGCACGAUACGUGGUGAACUUUGAGAGAGAUGGCUCCGAAGCCCUAGGCACAGCUGAUGACAUCUCAACUAUUGGAUCUAAUAAAGUUGAAAGUGAAAAAAUACCAAUUUCUCCAGUUGAAGAGAGGGAAAUAUCAGGAACUAAGCUGACAGUAACAGACCUUCAGCAGCUGGUUGCCUCUGCACUCCAUGAAGACCAGUCCCUGCCAGUGGACCUGGGAACACUUCAGUUUACUGACGAAACUAUUAUACCACCUAGUGAUUUAGACAAUGAUAUCCAAGGCGUGGUCACUAUUCCUCUGGCAGGCCCUGAUUUGGAGGAACUCCCACUAGGUUAUCCCAGUCCAGCAACAGUGGAUCAAAGAGGAGAUGUAUUUGUUGGUGAAUUUACAACUGAAAGCCCUGAUCUAAGUGAAGAGAUCAGCAUCCCUGAAGAAUUUAAUAAUUUUAUUACAUCUGAACCUGAUUUUCCUACCAAACCCUCCAGAGAACCAUUUCAGGACAGAUAUCCAUACACCCAAGUUACUGCUACCGACCACCCAAGUUUCACCGUGCCUUUCAGUGCUCUGGGCAGCACCAGCAGUCCAAAACCAGAGGAUUCCUAUUUGCCUCCCCCAGCAGAUGAUUCUGCUGGCAAAGACUUACUCACUGAUGGCUAUGAGCCUCCAGUGGAGCUGGCUACUGCAGGAAGCUUCACCACACCUGGUCUCCUGCCUGCUGCAGAGGUGGAGAGUGCAGCUGAAGAGAAGCAAGAGCUGACUGGUACAGCAGAGCCUCCUUCCGAGGAACCUGACAAAGAGAGCCUGUCUGGACAAGCAGUUAAGAUCAUGGAAGAACCAGAAUCAUCAGGUGAUGACAUUUUUGUUACAGCCAGCACUUACGACAGGUUGCCUUUCUUCACUGCUCCAAGUGAUGUCUCCACCAUGCAGCCCGGAGCUGUCGUGACAGACGUGCUGCUGCCGAUAGCACCGCUGCCUGCAGCCACCAGCCCGUCCUACAGCCCCUCUGAGAUCAUCGAGCAGUCCCUGGAGUUACCAGAUUCUCCAGAGCCAGCCCCGGAGGGCGCUCCCGUGGAUGGCACCGGGCUGGGCGUGCAGGACAUCGCCGCUGAGCUGGACCAGAUGGGCGCCGUGAGCACGACAGCGCUGGACGAAGGGGAGCAGGGCAGCGCUUACAUCCCAGUGCUGACCACCGAGCCUGCAGAAACCACCCCAGCACCAGGGCUCAAGUAUGUCACCACCAGCUCCAUGACAACUGCAGCCAAAGGCAAGGAGCUCGUGGUCUUCUUCAGCCUGAGGGUGACCAACAUGCACUUCUCUGAUGACCUCUUCAACAGGAGCUCGUCAGAAUACAAAGCACUGGAACAACAGUUCAUGCAAUUGCUACUUCCAUACCUCCAGUCCAACCUUACAGGUUUUAAGCACUUGGAAAUUCUCAACUUCAGGAAUGGAAGUGUGAUUGUGAACAGCAAAAUGAAAUUUGCCAAGACAGUGCCAUACAAUAUCACAGAAGCAGUACACUGUGUUUUGGAAGAUUUCUGUGAUGCUGCAGCCCAACACCUCAAUUUGGAGAUUGACAGCUAUUCCCUGGAUAUUGAGCCAGCUGAUCAGGCAGACCCCUGCAAAUUCAUGGCAUGUGACAAGUUUUCCGAGUGCAUAAUGAACGAGUGGACAAAAGAGGCGGACUGCCUUUGCAAGCCUGGCUAUGCCAGCCAGGAUGGAUUGCCCUGCCGGAGCCUGUGCGAGCUGGAGCCCCAUCUCUGCGUCAAUGGUGGGAAAUGUGAGCUGGUUCCAGGAAGAGGAGCUGUCUGCAGAUGCCCUGUACGUAGACACCAGCUUUACCAAGGACAGCGCUGUGCAAAAUUUGGUCCAGAACCCACACAACCCUUCAUUUUUAAACAUCUCAUUUUUGGCUUAGGAAGCCUUGGUUUUCUUUUCAUCAUUUUAAUUAUUAAGAUAAGAAGAAAAUGCAAAAGAAACUCUAAUUUGCAAAGUCCUACUCUCAGCAGCUGCAAUUCAGAAAAUGCUGUAAGGAUUAAUCCUGCUUUUGAACACGAUGAACCCCUAUCUAGCUUUUGUCACACGGCUUGCAGUGUAAGUGCUUGUCUCAGUUCCUCAGAGAUCCUUGAUCACGAAGCAUUACACGAACUUGAAAACACAAUUCAGCCUGGAGAUCACCAGAUGAGUUUACAAAAUCAAGACUGACAAGUUAGUCCCUGGACCACUUCAUUUCCAGCACCAGCCAGACAAAACCAAGGUUUGUGAUUAUUUUCAAAAACCUUAAAAAUUUGUUGUGUCCCAUUGUCAAUGUUAGCAGGGAGCCUCUUUGUAGUAAUUCCAUACAAAGAAAAGCUCAGAUUUUUUGGAUGCUUAAUAUGACAAGUACAUUUUCUUCUUAAAUGUUUUUAUGUAACAGAGUUCUAUUUUGUAUAACCAUGUGCUGAUGUGGCAGUCACUGGAACAUAUGAAGGAAGAAGAAAUACUUGAAAUGAUAAAUUAACACACAAUGCAAUCCAAAGGGGAGGUUUAAAUAGCACUACUGGAUCACCUAAAAUCUCAGUCUGGUUAAGCUACAUAGAGUUUGACAAAUAGGAAUUCUAUUUUGAACAAAAUACUGCUCAUAUCUCAAGUAUUAGUUCAACUUUUGCAACUUGAAACCCCUUGUAUCUUUGUGGGGGAAAAAAAGACAGAAGGGAGAAAAGCUGAGUCAAAAAUUCAUCUAAAACUGGCAGGCUGUUUCUGAUAUAUCUGAGUAUGUCCUCUUGAUAGGUACAAAGUAAAGCUUUUACUUUGCCAUUUUAAUUUUUCUGAAUUACAGCCCAACUAGGAACACAAAGCUUUUGCUAUAGGUGUCAGCACCCAGUGUUAUUGUGGAGAAUAUGAGCACAGGAGUGCCCUUGGCACUAGCUGGACAUUAUGGAAGACAGGACACCAACUACAUGAAUCCUGGGCUCCUUACAUGUUUAUUGUUAUGUAAAUAAAGGAAGAAGCAAAGACACCAUACAGAAAGAUUUAUUGUCACUGAUCAUCAUACCCAGGCGUGGUCUCUUCAAGUACUGUGGCCACAGUUACAGACUGAGCUGAAAAUGGGAGAACUAGAAAGCAAAGAUAGAGAUGAACAAAGACAGAGAUGGACAAAACAGCAGGGAGUAGCAGUGUGGAAAAGCUCAAGAACGAACUCGAUUUGCUGCUCUUAAAAGCACGAGCACAGAUGUUUGCAAUUAGUAUUUUACACCCACCUUAAAAGAAAUGUGCCUAUAGGCAAUUGUAGACCAAUAAACUUUCGUAAUAGCUAAACUACUUAAAACUACUACAUAGAAAAGCAUUAAAUAUUUUAUUAAAGCAAUAAAAUGGCGCAUCUGUGAAAGAAAACCAGGUCUGUGCCAUCUAGACCAUAUUUGAAUUGUUAAAAGUACAUUGACAAAGCUCUUCUCAAGAUCUAGUUAAAUAAAUUAAGUUAGUGAAAAAUCCAGCAACCACAAAAUUGAAAUGGGAUUUAAAAAUUAGGUGGCUAUUUUCCACUGUUACUUAAGUUCACAGUGAAUAUUUACAUCACCCUUAGAUUCAACAUGUUUUUAAUGAUUUGAAAAAAGUUAAUGGCAGAAGAAAAUGAAAGUAGAACAGCUUCCAUUAGCUGAAAAUAAGAGGAGCACUUUGAUUUCACAAUCUAGAAAACUCCUUUAGGGCUAAAAUCUUUAAAAUAAAUUAUGGCACUUGAAAUGAAUUUUCAGGAGGAAGUGACUCUCUACCACUUAUAGGCCAAAUUAAGAAUUCGGUAUUUAAAUUCUGGUUUGCAAUAUGUAAUGACAACAGGGACAGCUUUUUAAAAUGCAUUAUCUAGUAUAGCUCUGUAUUUAUAAAGGCAUAUAUGAAAAUAGGCAAAAGGUUCCAGUAGAAGCUAAAAUAACCUUCAAAUCCUUCCCAAAUAUGAAAAAAAAAAAAAAAGUCUCCAUUUUAGUUAUAGAAUUACUGUGUGGAAAAUUAUUGCAAAACUUAGUUAUCAGAAGGGGUUUUGAUUGGGUGGAGUUUUACCCAAUUAAUCAUCCAAAAACUGACGAUUUUUAACAAAUCCAGGGAUGUUGCAUCCACAACUUGUCAGGGCAAUCUCUUCCAGUGCCUCACCACAGUUGAGAAUUUCUUCCUUACAUCGAAUCUAAAUCUCUUUCAGUUUAAAGCCAUUCCCUCUAGUCCUAUCGCUCCCUGCCCUUGCAAAAAGUCUCUCUCCCUCCUUCUUGGGUACUGAAAGGUAGUCUCUUUAGGUACUGAAAGGCCACCAGAAGAUCCCCCUGAGGCCUUCUCUUCUCAAAGCUCAAUUCUUGGAAUGAACUACAAUUAUCUUAACAGAUUUUAGUGUGACAUUGCCUGUUAGCUAUUAGAUAAACAGUGCAUUUACAAAUUCAACAAUACUUUUCAAAUGUCUUACAGGACUUUCUCUUAUAGGUAUUCAAGAAAGGAGGUCUGCAUUAUUCAAGAUUGGACUUCAGGAUGAGUAUGAAAAAGAAAAAAAAUCAAGGAUUCCUACAGAUACAAUAGUUUGGCUCUAAAACCUGUGCACAUUAAAAAAAAAAUAGUUUUACUGAAGGACAGCAAAUGACCAAGUUGAGCAGCUUUUGAGUAUGUCUAAAAUGUCUGGUAGGAAGUCCCCACUACUAAGAUGCAUGCAUUAAGCUUUUGGUGCUUACACAUCUUAACUGUUUUAUUUAAGAGCUGAGUGCUAGAAACAGAUUUUGCUGAGAUGUGACAUUUUUCGAUACAGUAUGUUACAACCGUUCUCAAUGGAACUUCAGCGCAUUUCUAUACUCCUUUAUUAACCUUCCUUACACACACUGAUGCAAAUGGUGAAUGGAAGUAAGAGCUGUCAUUGACCAAAGGCCACAUUAAAAGCUUCUUCAUUCCUCCAUGAACACUCACAUUGCAAAUCACACAGAAGUUGGAUUUAAUUUUUCAAGGGUUUCUAUGAACAUCAGAUUCCUAUUUUUCUGUUAAUAAACACAUAAUUUUUACAUAUGUACAUAUUUACCUAACUAUUUAAUUUCUGGUGACAGUGGAACUAUCAGGUUAUCCUAAGACUUCAAACUUUUUGCUGAGAUACAAUAUGUGGAGUUCCAUCUUUUCAGAACAUGAGAUCUGUAUUUACAAGCACCCUCCUGGUAGUGAGUAGAUUAGAAUUGCACAUGAGCACCUACACUUUAGACUGAGUAUCCACACAAAUAAUUUUGAGAGGUAACUGUUAGUUUCUCUAGGAGAAAUCCAAGCAGACAACAGGUGACCAUUAAGUAUUUUGUAGGCUUAUUAUGAAUCCAUAAUCCUGAUUCAAGUACAAGCAUUAUUUUACCUUGAGUAUCUUUUUCUUGAGUAUAUAUCUCUAUUUAUAUUCUGCACCAGUGUUGUAUUCAGGCACUUGUUUGCUGCUUGGUGCACACCAGAAGUUGUACUUACAGCUCAAACUGAGCUUCUACAAAGUUCAUGACUAUCCUGGAUGACAACUCCUCAUCCAGAUGUGAAACUUUCGUGCAUUCAGGACAGCAGCUGAUUUUAGUGACAAAUUCUUACUUUGUACCAUGCAGUUACCAAGCAAAGACUGAGCUUUAGUUCACCUUCCCAAGUCUGCUCAAAAGAACUGUUUACAAAUUCCAAACUGCACGGAUUUGCCUGCAAAACCACUGGAACCGGUGACUGCGUUCGAACGAAGGCAAUGCACCAAGAAUACGAAGUUGAGUUUCUACAGCUGAAAUAGUGUUUUUACUUACUUUAUUUAAGUAGGAAAGAAAAAUAAAGAAGGAACCCAAGAUGUGGUUUUACACAGUAACACUUCAGAGUAAAAUUACUGUAAAAGUACUUUUUGCAGGGCACUGGCAGUCAUCCUUGCCUACAAAGGCUAGCUUUUCACUAUUGCUCAUGUAAGCUAAGAAUGCAUUAAGAAUGCUGAUAGCAUUCCAUUUUUUUCCAUUACAAAUGUAUUUUUCUAUGUGUUUAGUGUAUUUCAACUUACACUAGCUAUCAUUAGCCAGAUUUUAAAAAAAGUAAUUUUAAAAUGUGUAUUUUAAUAAUGAUUAUUCAUGAUUGUAUUUAUCACUCUCAACUAUUAAUUACCAAAUAUAUUUGCUGGACGUAAACCUUUUGUAUUUCAAUAAAACAUAAUAAAAUUAUUUACUUGAAAAUUUCACAAGGAAUUCAAGUUGUACCUAAUCUUACAAUAAAAUUCGUCAUGUUACUUUAAAACUGAUGUAAAGUUACAGUUAGAGAUAAAAGCCAUAAGGAAACUGAAACAAAAUUACAUUUCCUAGAUAAAGUAUUAAUUACUUGAAUCUUUUUAAAUUUAAAAAAUUCCACUCUGAUUUGGCCCUUAAGAUGAGAAAGUUCCCUAAGGGCACACAAACAAAUAAAACCCCACAAAAGCCAUACCACAUCUCCAACUCAAACAUAAAGCUUCCCUCACACCACACACAUCCAAAGCAGCAGAAUUUGUGUCACCAGGCACUGACACAAUCUAAAAUUAAAAGGAUGCAGAGUACACAGUAUAGCAAAUGAUAGACAUAUUGGACGUGAGAGCAAUAAAUGUUAAAAAAAGUAAUAAAAGUAAAAAGUUACUUGUUUAAGUAACUACUGAGAAAUGAAGUAUGAGAUUUAAUAUAACAAAAUCGGAAUUUACUAAUAUCAGAAUGUUACUUUGGAGAAACACUUAUCUUAGAAAGUAAAGACAAAAUCUUUACUAGAAUAAAACUUUAAAAAGCAGGUUUAAGCACCAAAAAUAUCUCAUGGAAAAGCAGACAGUACCAGCAAAGGAUUAUUUUUAUCUUUCUGUUAACUUAAUUAACCCUUAUGCUUCAACUCUUCAAAGACAAAACAGUAAGAAGAUACAAGUAAGAUUUCAACAUGGAGUGUGUUUAUUUUUAAUUUUUAAUUUUUCAGUACAGUAUUAGGAGGUCAAUUAAAUACUUAAAGAUUUUUGAGAAAAACCAGAGGAUUCAACUAGGUAAAGAAAAACACAAACUUAUCAGUGGAUAAAAGACAAGCAUUGAAUGACUUUAGGAUCUUCAGAGUAGCAUUCUCAAGAAAAUGUUUAUUCCUGCAUCACCUACUCAGGAAUGCAGCUUAGUGUGGUGAUUCUCUUCCUCUCCUCUGUUUUGUGGAGUAUUUUAGGUAGAUCUCACCUACAAAGGACAGUUUCACUGACAGGAAGAAUUAUUUAUUUAUUUAUUUAUUUAUUUUUAAUGAAACACACAGAGAACCAAAAAAACCCCCUAACUAUAAUUUUCUCCGUAAUUGUAGACCAGAAAGGCAUCAGGUCAUUCUACAGUGCUAAAGAUCAACCCUCUCCCCUCCUUUUGUAUUUCCUCUCCUGAUCAACCAACUAUAAUUACUGACACAGUACAAGGGACCAUGGAAACAAUUGGUAAGCAGUUAAAUAGUCAGACAUGUAAAAAAAAUAAACUAAUCUCGAAUUAAAAUUAAUUUGUUUCACAAAAAGUUAAGUAAAACUAAGAGCAGAAGCUGCUUUUGGGGCAGAGUGGAAAAAAAAAGGGGAAAAAAUAGCAGCCUGCUACUGUGCAAACUAGAAUACCCUGAUUUCUGGAAUGCAUCUUCUGCUUCCCUCAGGCAUACUUGUGGAGCAAUGCUGAGAGGUGGAAACAUCUCAUUGGAGAUGUCCAGCCACCAGACCCUCUUCCACUAUUUCCAAGUCCAUUUUAUUUUCAUGAUAGCUCAUAUCUAAUAGUCAUUUAGUAAAGAAAAAUUUCCAUACACUCCAUUCUGAAGAAUAAAUUUUCUUUCCAAUGCCAGUCAAGGAAAUCCUGACAUAACUAAAGGAACAGACUGGAAAAAUUCCGUUAAUUUUAUUUAAAGUUCCCUACAGGUAUGUUUACACACAUACAUAUCAAAAUAUUUAAGUACAUAUAUGUGUGCAUACCUACACACACAUGUAAGCAUUUGAGGUUCUUUGCUUACUAUGUUCAGUCUCUUAAGAUUCAUGGAUCUUUAAAGAUACAUACACUGAUAUAGCAUAUGUCAAGUCAAGCAGCUAAAUCCAGACAGAAACAAACACAGGUAACGUCAGUGAUUUUUCCUCCUUGGAUCGCAUGAGGGAGCACAGUUUCUUGCAGUGCUAACUGUCCAGGAACUGGAAGUUGUCACAUUUUGGUUCCCAUGCAGUAACACAUUAAACCAGUAAUCUAAAUUUCAUAAGCUGCACCUUUAAACUCAUGCAACACCUUAAGGUUUGCACACGACUUUCCAGCCAGCAGUCUGAUGCACUUCUCCUUUCAUCUUGCAGCCAAAAAUGACUGUUUCAGUGAAGAAUCUGGGUAACAUGAAAACAAUUUUCUCGAUUGCAAUGACAUGACCAGGAAGUAGAGUGGGUCUGCAGCAGAAGCUGAGAUUCCCUGACACAGUGGGUGUGUAGAGAGUUAAAUACCACUUGAACAUCUACACAUUAUUCCCAUAAGGAGUGUAUUUAUAACAACAAUCAGACUGUGGCAUGCAACCACAAUCUAAAGUCAGCAAGGAGUUUUCUCUGCGCUGUAGAACCACCCCUCUUGAAAAUUAAGUAUAUUUAUGCAUUUAAAAACUAAAGUUUCCAAGAGUUUUCAAGCUGAGUAAGGACUGAGGAAAUUAUUUUAUACUGCAAGCAAACUGCCAAUUAAAAAGGGCAAGAGUUCAUUUUUAAGUCAUGCUAUGUAAUUGGACAUCAAGCUACUUAUAUUUUGAAUUUCUAUCAGAGAGAUAACAAAUGGUCAUGUUUAAUUUGUUGAAAUAAUGGCCAGCAAGGUAAAGCAAUCUUCACAUAAGUGAAAGAGAUGUGUCUUAAAACUGUAUGAAAUUAAUUAUUCCCACCCAAAAAACUCCCAAACAAACUGCUUAAUAAGGGAACUAUUACAAGCUAUGAAACUUGAGAGAGACUAAUAUACAGCUCAGCAUCCAAAUCACUAUGAUAUUCCAGUACACUAAAAAUUGUAGCUAUUGCAUCAGCACAUAGUAUUAAGAUGCGUUAUGUUAUUCGACCAAUUUUUUACACAGUCUAAUAAAAGGUACAGACUUUGUGUAUCUUGUUACAAUUAAAGAGGAUUUCUGAGGCUCAGGCCUCAGUAUUCAGUUAAGUUAUACUGCCAGCAAAAAGCUGAACAUAUUUCCCUUAAUGCUAUCCUUAAUCUUAUACAUCUUCAGAUACAAGGCUUGGACAAUUUAGUGUAAUAUAUUGAAAUUACACUACCUGGCUAAACAAACUGUCCAAGAAUUGCUAACAGAAAUGUGGUCAGAAAAACAAAGUCUAAAGCAGAUUUGUACUAGAGAGAAAAAAAAAGAAUCUA
This is a messenger RNA of Catharus ustulatus (Swainson's thrush), 10196 nucleotides long. RefSeq names its product interphotoreceptor matrix proteoglycan 1 (gene IMPG1). The record is from RefSeq and is a predicted model, not a curated record. Lineage: Eukaryota; Metazoa; Chordata; Aves; Passeriformes; Turdidae. The coding region runs from base 1 to 3096 and encodes 1031 amino acids. The transcript is spliced from 18 exons. Gene Ontology annotation, biological process: visual perception.